UCCCUCCUUCUUUUUUCAUAUUUGUAAACAAGAAUGACGGAAACGUAUCUCAAUCAUCUUAUUAAAUGUAAGAUUCAUUGAGUUAGCGAUAUAUUAAAAUGAUCGAAUUUUGCACUUUUCGGCGAAUGGUCUUAUUUAUUAUAGGUUUAAUUGCUACAUCAUUAAUUGUGCUAACUAUAGAGAGCUUUCUAACUCCUUCAAAUGGUAAAUAUCCAGAACAUCCAGGCAGUCAAGGAGAAAAUACAUCAAGUGCUCCCUGUUGGCAGAAUGAAGAUUAUAUUAUUAAGCAACAUUGUUCCCCAUGCUCGCAGUUCGAAAAGGUGAGCAGGCAUUUACCAGCUUGUGCUCAAACUGGUUUCAAAGAAAUGGUUUCUUGCAAAGUAUCUGGAGAUGUAUAUAGAAGCUGUGAUAAAGUUUUAUGGUUAGAAGAAAGAAAUUUUCUCAUAUUUGAAAGUUGCAUGGCCUGUUUUUCAAUAAUUGGAGCUGUUGUUGUGUCAAUCCGUCAGAAACAAUUAGAUCAAAGAAUGAUGAUGCGAAUUCAACAGCAAAUAUCAGCUGGUGUCUAGUUAUAAAACUGUGAUAUUCUCUUCAUAUGUAUAGAAAAUACUACAUUUUUUAUUUAAAACAUUUGACUAACUGUGGAUACAAAUAAUAUAUUCUAAAUCUGGAAAUGUAACAAAUGUGUAAAUAUAUAUAAAGAAAUAACAGUAAA
Molecule: messenger RNA, 712 nt
Organism: Argiope bruennichi
Lineage: Eukaryota; Metazoa; Arthropoda; Arachnida; Araneae; Araneidae
Gene: JTBR
Product: protein JTB-like
Exons: 4
Coding region: 99-566 (155 amino acids)
Biological process (GO): mitotic cytokinesis
Cellular component (GO): midbody; cytoplasm; membrane
Source: RefSeq, a predicted model, not a curated record